This is a messenger RNA of Paramisgurnus dabryanus, 1816 nucleotides long. It is a transcript of the gene prr5l, whose product is annotated as proline rich 5 like. Gene Ontology annotation, biological process: TORC2 signaling. Gene Ontology annotation, cellular component: TORC2 complex. NCBI's taxonomy places the organism in Eukaryota, Metazoa, Chordata, Actinopteri, Cypriniformes, Cobitidae. The record is from RefSeq and is a predicted model, not a curated record.
CCGCCCACCAGCAACAGGCUCUUCGCAUCGGAUCAUUCAAACCUGCUGCUCUCGUCUCACCCGAUAAAUACCAAGUUUUAAUUUUAUAGGUAUGGACUGUAACACCAGCGUUUGUCGAAGUUACACUGACUUUUUAAAUUUGUGAGAAAGCUUUCGGAAAUGUCAGUGUGGUGGCCACCGGCAAACUAAAACUCAGAAGAAUCGGGUUUGAGUUGGCACCUGAACCGAACCAUGGGGUCGUUCCGAAAGCCCAGGCCACGUUUCAUGAGCUCGCCGGUGCUGUCGGACCUCGCCCGUUUCCAUGCCAGCUCACCAACGUUGCAGCUGUCCAAUGCCAGCGUAUGGAACAGUGUUCACACGGCUGUUAUAAAGGUGUUUCAAGGAGGGAGCCUGCAGACCAAUGAACUUUACACCUUGAAUGAGAGCAUAAGGUGGCUUUUAAGGACAGAACAGGGAUCCUUUAUCACAGAGUAUUUUCAGGAUCAGCUUUUAAAUAAAGGUCUGACACACGUUUUGGAGAGGAUUCAGCUUCAUGAUGAGGAAAAUAGUCUCCAAGCGCUGUCUGAUAUGUGGGUGAGGUUUUUCACAGAGAUCCUGCCAACUCUCCAAGCUAUUUUCUACCCCGUGCAGGGUCAGGAGUUGACUGUGAGGCAAAUGGCUUUGCUAGGCUUCAGGAACAUGGUCCUGUUGAAGCUUCCUGCGGAGAAGAUGCUUCACGUAGAUUCCUACCCUCCUCCGAUCACACAGAUGCUCCUCAUCCUACAGGGCAUUCAUGAACCUAAUGGACCCACGCAAGAGUAUUUCUUACUCGAGAGACUGGUGGAAAUGGUUAUAUCUCCCUACCUGAGUAACUACCUCUACUUGAGCCAAAGUGAUUCUUCUUCAGAGAAUCAUUUAGAACGCCUGAGAUCAGUUAACACUCCCCACCGAGGUCAACCCGAGAUCACGGUGACACAAUUUGCUCACGAAUCCUUCUUGGCACCUCUAAUCGAGCAUGAAGGGGAAGCUUAUUUGGAAAAGACUGGAGGAAUCAGACGCCACACUGUUGCCAACGUGCACUCGGAAAUCCAGCUACUGUCCGUUAAAAACAGGAUGCGUUCUGGAAAAGUCGAGUUCAGUGCGGCGACCAGGAUCAUUGAGACAGGAAGCAAAAGGACUCCCAUGUCUUUCUCUAGCGAUUCGGCUUUUUGUAAUUCCAGGCCAGUUGCUAUGGAAAUUCACAGAGGUCAAAGCACUGCUGAGAUACAGUGUGGCCUAAGCAGUUAGAAAGCAAUGAGCGUUUUUUCUCGAGAUGCCCACUGCAACCGGCAUGAACAUGUUUAUUUAAUAAAAUCGAGAGGCUACUCAAAGCGCUUCAGUAGCGCUUACUGAUAAUGUGAAGCUUUCCGCGUGCUGAAUUGUGUUUUGCUUGGCAAUGUUUUUUAUAGUAUGAGACUGAAUGAUUUUUGUAAAGCUCUCCAAACGUCACACUUUUCUGGUGGCUGAGCUAUAUGUUAUGGUGGGCUAACCAAGUUUACAAAGGUACAGCAAGGCAUUGCAGAAACAGUGAUGCGUUGGAUUAUAAAAUUAUUUGCACUGCCUUAAAUCCUUACUUUUAAAUGAUCGAACAGUAAAAUUUUCGCAGUACAAACAAAACAUUCAAAUAUGACAAAAUGUAACUUUUACAUUUAUGAAUGUUUUAUGAUCGGACUUGCAAUAGUAUUGCACAAUAUAUUCUUUUAAAUUAAUUUCGAGAAAAUGUUUUUAAUAUUAUGUAUGUAAAAGAAUACUGUAUAUAUUUAUUUUGUAGUAAUAAAGUUGAAGAAAGAUCAUAUAA